Messenger RNA from Oncorhynchus nerka (sockeye salmon), 3248 nucleotides. RefSeq names its product ring finger protein 139 (gene rnf139). The transcript has 2 exons. Gene Ontology annotation, biological process: ERAD pathway. Bases 399 to 2276 code for a protein of 625 amino acids. Gene Ontology annotation, molecular function: zinc ion binding. NCBI's taxonomy places the organism in Eukaryota, Metazoa, Chordata, Actinopteri, Salmoniformes, Salmonidae. The record is from RefSeq and is a predicted model, not a curated record. Gene Ontology annotation, cellular component: endomembrane system; endoplasmic reticulum.
UUUGGACCCCUACAUGCGAGCUGCUGUCACCCUCUUGACAACUAACUAGUUACUAUUGCAGACGUCAGUGUGGCUGACUCGUGUCACCUGUCAACCGCGAAGGGCCUGGACCACAGCCCAAUCCUCCCAAAGCCGUUUUAUUUUUGUUAUUUGACCUUUAUUUAACUAGGCAAAGCAGUUAAGAACAAAUUCUUAUUGACAAUAACGGCCAAACCCCCAACCUGGAAGACGCUGGGCCAAUUCCUGUGCGCCGCAUUAUGGGACUCCCAAUCACGGCCGGUUGUGAUACAGCCUGGAAUCGAACCAGGCUCUGUUGUAACGGCUCUAGCGCUGAGAUGCAGUGCCUUUGACCGCUGCGUCUGUGCCACUCGGGAGCCAGUGAUAACAACACGAAGACUAUGUUCUUUGCAGUUGUUAGCCAGAUAGGUAUCGUGGUCUCCAGUGUGGUCCUGGUGUUGUCCCAGAAGGCCCUAUUCAAGUUCUACACGCUAUUCUUCGCUGUGCUCCUGGGAGUGGUGGCCGUUCUUAUCAACUACUACGCCAUAUCUCACAUAGACUUCUACAGCGCCUACUACAAAGCAGCGCUGGGCUUUAGAAUCGUACCACGAAAUGGGCCCACCCUGUGGUUGGGCAUGGCCGUGGUGCAACUCCUUUUCGGCAUGGGCUAUGUGGUGCUGCUAAACAUUCAGUCUGUGUUUGCUGCUCUUGUGGUCCUGGAUGUCAUGAUUCCGCUGUGGGGGCUCAUCAUUGAGCUUCCCGUGGACGUACGGCAACUGGUAGCGGUGGCCUCGGGCCUGGCUCUGGCUCUGAACACGGCUGUGUGCCUGGCCCUUAAGCUCAAGUGGUUCUACUACUCCUGCCGCUACGUCUACCUGCUGGUGCGCCACAUGUACCGCAUCUACGGGCUGCAGCUUCUAGUGGAGGACACCUGGAAGAGGAUCCGCUUCCCGGACGUGCUGCGUGUCUUCUGGCUCACACGCAUGACAGCGCAGGCCAUCAUCCUGGUCUACGUAGUCAAGGUGGUGCGGCACGAGAGCGGCGAACACAGCUACCUGACGUGGGACGUCUUCUGGGACCUGUUCAGCAACCUUAUCAUCAGCGGCUGCGACUCUACACUGACCGUGUUGGGCAUGAGUGCCGUCAUCUCGUCCAUCGCCCACUACCUGGGCCUCAGCAUCCUGGCAUUCAUCGGCUCCACCGAGGAAGAGGACAAGCGGCUGGGCUUCGUGGCGCCCGUUCUUUUCUUCAUCCUGGCCCUGCAAACGGGCCUGAGUGGUCUGGACCCUGAGGAACGGCUGGUGCGGCUCAGCCGCAACAUGUGCCUUCUGCUGACUGCCAUCCUCCACUUCAUCCAUGGCAUGACGGACCCCGUGCUCAUGUCGCUGAGUGCCUCGCACGUCUCCUCCUUCCGCCGCCACUUCCCGGUCCUGCUGGUGUCGCUCUGCCUCUUCCUGCUGCCUGUUGUGCUCAGCUACACCCUGUGGCACCGCUACGCCCUCAACACCUGGCUGUUCGCCGUCACGGCCUUCUGCGUGGAGCUCUGCCUCAAGGUGGUGGUGUCGCUGACGGUCUACGCCCUUUUUAUGGUGGAUGGCUACUACAACGUGCUGUGGGAGAAGCUGGACGACUACGUCUACUGCGUGCGCUCCACAGGCAACGUCAUCGAGUUUGUCUUUGGCGUCAUCAUGUUUGGAAACGGCGCCUACACCAUGAUGUUCGAGGCGGGCAGCAAGAUCCGCGCCUGCAUGAUGUGUCUCCACGCCUACUUCAACAUCUACCUGCAGGCCAAGAACGGCUGGAAGACCUUCAUCAACCGCCGUACGGCUGUCAAGAAGAUCAACUCCCUGCCGGAGGUGAAGGGUGGCCAGCUGCGCGACAUCGAGGACGUCUGCGCCAUAUGCUACCAGGAGUUUGCCACGUCGGCACGUAUCACGCCAUGCCAACACUACUUCCAUGCACUCUGCCUCCGUAAGUGGCUCUACAUCCAGGACACGUGUCCCAUGUGCCACCAGAAGGUGUACAUUGAGGAGGAGGCCCGGGACAGGGUGCCCUUCAACAACAACGGCUACGUGGCGCCAGGUGGGGACCUGGGCCAGUUUGCAGAGCCCGGCGGGGCAGAGGCUGCAGCAGCCGCAGGUGGGCCUGAGCAUGAGAAUGAACUACUGGAGGAUAAUGAUAGUAUUGAGUAUGACGAGGAUGAGUGGGGGACAGAGAACGGUGAAACGCCCAUAGAGGAAGACUAUAUUAAUGAUGACACAGACUCUAACGGGGACUGAUCAGCCCUAUAGAGAUAAAUAUAUUAUAUAUAUUUAAGUACAUUUUCUCAACAUCAGGGAUGUCACUCAUUUUCACUCUUAAGAUUUGUUUCCUUUUUUGUUUGUCUUUGGGUUAGCUCCUCCAAGGGCUUGCAGAGGUGUAGCUGCUAUGAUGUGUGCCUAGGUGGUUGGGUGUCCCAACAGGUGCAGUUCUGUGUGAGAGACCCACAUUCCUUGUGUUUUGUAGGGAUGCUGUUGGUCGUGUGUUUGCUGUUUUGCUGAAAGAAAGUAAGCAGGGAGCCGAGAGGGCCUCCAAGAGCUCCGGCGCCAAGAAGAGGUUUAAUUAAAACGUGAAGUUCUACUGUAAUCACAGAUAUACCUCUUAUUACUACUGGUCUCUUGUGUGACCUUGCUUAAAUUGUGUACGUUAUUGUACAUGUAAUAAAAAUACACUUUCCCUUAGAAAAGAGAAGGUUGUAUUCAAAUGAGUGUUUUGAGAGAUGCUACUUUACUCGACUUCAAGAGAUGUUUGAGUCUUACCUUGGAAAUGAAACCGCAACAUUGCACCAUGUUUUGCUCAGAUCAUGUGUUCAUUAAGAGAUCUCUGCACUUCAACUCACUUGGUUGAAAUAGUUUUGUUAGUGAUGCUUAUCCGCACUUUUGCAGUUUUUAGUUUUUAAAAGGGCAGUUGAUUUUACAUUCUUUAGAAAUGGCAACAGCUUCCAGAGCAACUAAAGAUUACAGUGUUAUCUUCAAUACAAUAGUAAUUAUUAUUAAUCAUGGUGAAUUGAAAUUACUGAAAGUAUCACUUGUCUUAAUCAGGAAUUGAGAGGCAUCUUAUUUAAUUGAAAAGCUGUGCUUUCAGUUUGUUUCAGCAAUGAAGGACUUUGAUUAUUGGUUUAGUUGUUUGCUUUUAAUGACAGGUAAAGCUGUUAAUUUAGCAUUUUGUAUUUAAAAAAAAGAUUCAUGUAAAUAAAAUCAUCUUUAAUAGUG